Messenger RNA from Tuber melanosporum (Perigord truffle), 1021 nucleotides. RefSeq lists its product as uncharacterized. The coding region runs from base 185 to 1021 and encodes 278 amino acids. Gene Ontology annotation, molecular function: oxidoreductase activity. Lineage: Eukaryota; Fungi; Ascomycota; Pezizomycetes; Pezizales; Tuberaceae. The transcript is spliced from 4 exons. The record is from RefSeq and is a predicted model, not a curated record.
GUGCCGACGGGUAAACUUACAAUCCCCAACCCUGCGCACGGGAAAGUUUCGAUGCCCCACUCCCCUCACCCCCUUCUAUGAUACGUCCCGAUCCUCCUGACGAAGCUGCUCACCUUUUUUCCCCAUACUUUUUUUACUUUUUUAUAGAGAAAAAACUCAAGAGAGCGCUUUCUGUCGAUCGCUGAUGUCACAAAUCCAAGACUACCCCUCCCUCUUCUCCCUUGCUGGCAAGACCGCCGUGGUAACCGGCGGGUCCAGAGGAUUGGGAUUACACGCAGCAACUGGCCUAACACUAGCCGGCUGCGCCAAACUGAUAAUAACCUCACGCAACGCCUCCGCUUGCGCCGAUGCCGUGAAAUCGCUGCAAUCCCUCUCGACGGGAGCGACUACCCUCUCCCUCCCCGCCGACCUCUCCUCCCCCUCCGAAGUCGAGCGCUUCGUGAAGGAACUCGCCGCCGUGACGGACGGCAAGGUCGACAUCCUCAUAGCCAAUGCCGGUGCAGUCUGGGGCGAGGCCUUUGACAGGCACUCCGAUGCUGCGUUCGACAAGGUCAUGAACCUGAACGUUCGCAGCGUGUUCAACCUCAUUCGGCUGUGCACACCGCUGCUGGAGAGGGCGGCGAAGCAGAGCGGUCAGAAGGCGAGGGUUGUAACGGUCGGGAGCACUGUGGGUCUGAAUAUUGGCGCGAUUGGAGAACAUGGGAUGUAUGGGUAUGCAGCCUCGAAGGCUGCGGUUUUGCACCUGACCAAGCACCUGGCUGUCGAACUCGGUCCCCGUGGUAUCCUGCUCAACGCGAUUGCACCCGGAGUCUUCCCGAGUAAGAUGACCAAAGGAAUGAUUGCGCUUGCGGGAGGUGAGGAGGAUAUGGGCAAAGGGAGUCCUGAUGGACGUAUUGGGAAGCCGGAGGAUAUUGUGGGCUCUAUUGUCUUCCUGUGUUCCCGGGCUGGUGAGCAUGUCAAUGGGGCGGUGCUCCCGAUCGAUGGCGGCAAGCACGUUGUUCCUUCUACGGUGAAGCUUUAA